Molecule: messenger RNA, 588 nt
Organism: Cylindrotheca closterium
Lineage: Eukaryota; Bacillariophyta; Bacillariophyceae; Bacillariales; Bacillariaceae
Source: the annotation of a GenBank genome assembly
AUGGCACCUAGCAACCCCAAACAUCCAAUAGGGGCAAGAGUAUCAACAAGGGCAAUCUUGGUCACCAGCUUGGCCGAGUGCAAGCGUCGCUAUGGCUCCAAUGCCAAGUCAAAAGUUGUUUUUGGAGUUGUGGAGGAGGUUGUUUGCGGCCAAACAGCAACUGCUCGAGCCAAUUACACAACCAAAGCAAGAUGUACCCUUGGUGACACAGCAACAAAAGUCGCCUCUGUCAACAGUAGAAGCGUCAGUCUUGCUCCUGUUGAAGUUGUCCAACCUGCUGUGCCACAACAAGGUGUGGAAGUAGAAGCAGUGGUCGCGGCACAAAAUCCGAUGCCUACUCUACCACUGGCUCCAGAGCAGGCACAGCAGCCACCACAGUCACCGCAACCUCCACAACAACCAACAACACCUCCAAACCAACCAGAAGAACACAACAAUCAUACAAGAUCGGUCCCAGAUGAGCAACAGGCACAAGAGCCCAUGACAAUGGGGUCGUCAAUGAGGGCCUUCCCAACUAUGUUGCGAUGGACAGGAGAACAGAAAAUGGGUGUGAGAUCCAAGAUUCGGCGUGUGGUGAUAGUGGUGUGA